Molecule: messenger RNA, 1815 nt
Organism: Elaeis guineensis (African oil palm)
Lineage: Eukaryota; Viridiplantae; Streptophyta; Magnoliopsida; Arecales; Arecaceae
Product: aspartic proteinase PCS1
Biological process (GO): proteolysis
Molecular function (GO): aspartic-type endopeptidase activity
Source: RefSeq, a predicted model, not a curated record
UACCUGACCUCCACUACCCCCAUCUCCCAAAUCACAAUCAUAUGGUUAACUCUCCAUCCCCUCUUUUUACAUAUAUAAUAUCCUCUUCCGGUCUUCCUACUUCAAAACUUUCUCCCUUCAUCCCAAAAGCCUCAGCCCCCCCUUCUUAAUAGUUGGUCGUUGAUGCUCAAAAGGAAGUGAACAUUAUGGCCUCCUCUGCUUCUACUUCCAUUCUUCUCAUAUUCCCUUGUUUUCUUCUCUUUCAACCCUUCCACUCUCUCUCCAUGACAACAGCAGGAACUACAACAACAACAACUACUGUUACUACCACAACACCAACAACAAAGACUGAUAAGCCACUUAUUUUGCCUCUCAGAGCCCAAAAGGUGGCACCUUCAUCACUCCCCAGGCCUCCCAACAAGCUGCUCUUCCACCACAAUGUCAGCCUCACCGUUUCCCUCUCCGUCGGCUCCCCGGCCCAGAACGUCUCCCUGGUCCUCGACACCGGCAGCGAGCUCUCCUGGCUCCUCUGCGACUCCAAAACCUCGCCGUCCUUCCGCCCCCGCGCCUCCUCUUCCUACUCCCCCAUCCCCUGCUCCUCCCCGACCUGCCGCUCCCAGACUCGCGACCUCCCAAUCCCGGCAUCCUGCGACGCCUCUCGCCUCUGCCACGUCGCCCUCUCCUACGCCGACGCCUCCUCCUCCGAGGGCACUCUCGCCGCCGACCUCUUCUCCCUCGGCGCCUCCCCUCCCCUGCGCACCGCCUUCGGCUGCAUGGCCGCCGCUUACUCCUCUGCCACCGGCGAUCCAGCCGCCGUCGGCAUGCUCGGAAUGAACCGGGGGUCCCUCUCCUUUGUCUCCCAGACCAACACCCGCCGCUUCUCCUACUGCAUCUCCGACCGCGACUCCUCCGGCCUCCUCCUCCUCGGCCACGCCACCCUCUCCUUCCUCCCCCUCAACUACACUCCUCUUGUCAAGAUCUCUCUCCCCCUCCCCUACUUCGACCGCGUCGCGUAUUCCAUCCAAUUGGAGGGCAUCCGCGUCGGCGCCGUCCUCCUCCCCAUCCCCAAAACCGUCCUCGUCCCGGACCACACCGGCGCCGGCCAGACCAUGGUAGACUCCGGCACCCAGUUCACCUUCCUCCUCGGCGAGGCCUACAACGCCUUGAAAAUCGAAUUUUUACGGCAGACCAAGGGAGUACUCCCCCCUCUGGGCGAGCCCAACUUCGUAUUCCAGGGGGCCUUCGACGCCUGCUUCCGGGUGCCGGAGAGGCGGCCGCUGCCACGGCUGCCGGCGGUAGUGCUGAUGUUCCAGGGGGCGGAGGUGGCGGUCUCCGGCGAGCGGCUGCUCUACCGGGUUGGCGGAGAGCGGCGAGGAUGGGACGGGGUGUGGUGUUUAACGUUCGGCAACUCGGACUUGGUGGCGCUCUCGGCGUACGUUAUAGGGCACCACCACCAGCAGAACGUGUGGGUCGAGUACGAUCUGGAAAACGGCCGGCUCGGGUUCGCGCCGUUCCGAUGCGACCUCGCGAGCCAGAGGCUGGGUGUGGUCCUAUGAGGGUGGGUCAGUCUCUUUAAUUCUGGGACAUGUGACAUGUUGUAUAGGAUAGGAUGCAGACAAUAUGACAGCGUCCGUGGCUUUUUUUAGUUGUGAGUGACGGAAGGGUUGCCAAUUCUCAAUCUCAUGGUCCAGAUUGCUGCACUCAACGGCGAGGAAUGGCAUGACUGUGGGUGCAUCAGUUGUAGGUCUCUACAAGAGACGGAGGACGGCAACACUUCAUUGCACAUGGAUGUAUCUAAUACUUGGAACAUGAAUCUAUACUUAAAAUUUUAUGUGC